This is a messenger RNA of Syngnathoides biaculeatus (alligator pipefish), 2103 nucleotides long. RefSeq names its product tumor necrosis factor ligand superfamily member 14-like. NCBI's taxonomy places the organism in Eukaryota, Metazoa, Chordata, Actinopteri, Syngnathiformes, Syngnathidae. Gene Ontology annotation, biological process: immune response. Gene Ontology annotation, molecular function: tumor necrosis factor receptor binding. The record is from RefSeq and is a predicted model, not a curated record. Bases 1 to 810 code for a protein of 269 amino acids. The transcript has 6 exons. Gene Ontology annotation, cellular component: membrane.
AUGAGGCAGCAGCCGUCGUGCGCGAAUGUGUCGCAAAGCCGCCCCGCGGCCCCUCCGCCGCCCCCCCGAGCGGGCCGGGGCCCUCGGCGCUGCGGGUCGACUCAGACGGUUCUGGUGGUGCUGGUGAGCUCGGCUUUGAUCGGGCUGGUCCUGGAGGCUGCGCUCAUCUCCUACCUGCACUCCAGUUUCUUCGGACCGGCGCCGUCACCGUCCUCCUCCAAAUUGAGCGCAGAAAAAAAUGCAUCUCUCCAAGCUUCCAAACAUCAUAACUCUCUUUCCAAAACAUUUGCACAACCAACGGACAAAAAUCCAUCAGUAAAGACUUCCAAACGUCCGAAUCAUCUUUCCAAAACACCUACACACUUGAUAGAUAACAAGGCAUCCCUUCAGACAUCCAACAAACCGGUCGCGCACCUGAUAGGCGGCGCGGACGGCGUCCCCGGCAAAGGAGUCGUCGGGUGGAGCCUGAUCUCGAACCACAUCCUGCGAGGCGUGGCCUACAAGGACGGAAGCCUGGUGAUCCGCCGGGAGGGCCUUUACUACGUCUACUCCAAAGUGCGCUUUUCCCAACGGGGGAGGGGGGGCGCCUUCCACCACACGGUCAUGCUGCGCAGCCCCAGGCACUCGGCCGGCGUCGUCCUGCUGCAGUCCAGGAAGUCCUCGUGGGAGGGCGAGAACAGCGCCGACACUUUCCUGGCCGGGGUCUUCCACUUGUACCAGCACGACGCCGUCUUCGUCAAAGUCAGCGACACGUCCCAAAUAGUGCAGGUCAUCGCUAACGAGAACGUCUUCGGCGCAUUUAUGAUAUAACGUUAUUUUGCCCCCCCCCCCCCCCGCAUGUCAAAGUAAUAACUGUUUGAUUGGUCGAUAAAUACUUUUCCCUCGUGGCUUUUUGUUAUUUUUAAUGUUUUAAAUGAUUUUAAAAUGGUUGUUUUUCAUUGGGGCGGCACGGUGGGGCAGCUGGUAAAGCGUUAGCCUCACAGUUCUGAGGACCCGGGUUCGAUCCCGGCCUUCCCUGUGUGGAUUUUGCACGUUCUCACCCGUGCCUGCGUGGCUUUUUUUCCGGGCACUCCAGUUUCCUCCCGCAUCCCAAAAACAAUCGGGCACUCUAAAUUGCCCGUAGGUGUGAUUGUGAGUGCGUGUGUUUGUCUCCAUGUGCCCUGCGAUUGGCCAGCAACCGGUUCAGGGAGUACCCCUGCCACGACAUUAAAUAUGGCGAGUUUAUGCAAUUUUUCCACGUACCUUCGUUUAUUCAUCACCUUCCAAAUGUCUAACGGUAUCGGACAAGACUCUGGGCGUCGUGCUAUCACACAUAUUUUCGUGUUGUCUCCAACCGACUUAGCAUUGAACAAUGCUUUGCUAGGCCCGCAAUAUGGCGACGUAAACAAAAGUCACGUGAUUUUAGGUCUUUACAAAAGGUCACUAUGGUGGUUCCACUGUGUGGUGACUGUGAAAAUUGCGAGUGUAAUGCCAGAACAUUGUCAUAAGUUUUAACUAACACAAAAUAAUAAUUAUAUAUAAUAAUAGUGUAAAUGAUCCAAUGACAGGAAUGUGGUUGUCCACGCGUGACGUCAUGAGCUACGGUGUCCAGUGAGCUGUUUGCGUUUCCUCAGUCGUGACGACCAACCUGCGUGUCUCGGUACACAAAUGGAUUCGACCUUUCCCACACGUCAUUCAUAUCACAUUUGAUUUUUAUCAGAAAUGUUCGUAUUGUUGUGGAUAUCUUCGAAAUUUCGGAACGCCUUUGCACCUCCGAGACUAACCUCAAAAGCAUUGUUUUUUUUAGCCCCGCCCUUUUCCGGUUUCCACACACGGUGCGCUUCCUUUGUCCUCCAUUGUGGCGUCUCGGCAAGUUUUGGGGCCGCCAUUUCGUCGUUUGGAGACAUAAAUGAUCAUUUUGCACAAAGAUUAUGGGGAUUUUGCGGCCACAAUUACAAUUUGUUUGUUACAGCACUCAGUGUUGGACCUCUUUAGAUGGAGCAAUGUAUACACAAAGAGUUCACUCACACGUUUAACCAAAGUAAAUGCGGGAAUAACAUGUUUGAAAAAAAUAUUGAAAUCACGACUGAGAAUGCGGGCAACUUGACAAAUAAAGCUUUAUUG